AUCGAGCGAGCGCGAGCGGUGAUGCACGAGCCGCACUCGGAAUACGCACCUUACUGAGCGCUGUGCAGAACUAGUCCGCAUAAGCAGAAAUGACCUGUGUUCAAAGCAAAUAUGGAGUCCAGCCUUAUGAGAGCAUGCUGUUUAGCUCAGACUUUCUGAACCCUGACUUCACCUCCAGGUUGGCCGUGGACAUGAGCGAGACACGAGAGCAGAUCUCCACCUCCUCCCUGCCGAGCAUCACCUCGCUGGUGGGAGGUUACGCCGGCGAAUUCGACACCCAUUCGUGUCAGCUUGCUUCUGUAACCGCGAGCACGCCGCCCUUCACCGGCGCCGCGUCGGGCCACGACGGCUUGAGGAUGGACGAUGUUCCGGUUUACAGCUGUUACCCAGGCACGUUCACCCUGACCUACAUGGACGAUGCGAUGUCCGGUUCGAACUGUUACGGGAGCCCGGUCUCGGCUCCUUCACCCUCCACACCGGGUUACCAGUCUGUCCAUUCCUGGGACGAAACGUUUGGUUCCUGCUCUCCAGACGCUGGCUGCUGGGGCUCAGAGAAAACGCCUUUACCUCAGUCCUCUUCCUACUUUACUUUUGGGCCUCUUCCGGGCGGGGACAUGUCUCCUCUGGGACAGAUGCAGGCUCAGAUGUACGAUCAGGAUCCAUUCUCUCACAGCCAUCAAAGCAGUUACAGCACUCUCAGUAGGGACAGUUCGGUCCUGAUGGAUAAUCAGCUGUCUCCCAAAGCCAAGAGUCCCACAGGAAGUGAAGGGUGCUGUGCGGUGUGCGGGGACAAUGCCUCCUGCCAGCACUACGGAGUGCGUACGUGUGAGGGCUGCAAAGGCUUCUUUAAGCGCACAGUGCAGAAAAACGCCAAGUACGUGUGCCUAGCCAAUAAAGACUGUCCGGUGGACAAGCGGCGACGGAACAGGUGCCAGUUCUGCCGCUAUCAGAAGUGCUUAGCAGUUGGGAUGGUCAAAGAAGUGGUGAGAACGGACAGUCUGAAGGGCAGAAGAGGUCGCCUGCCUUCUAAACCCAAACCAGUUCAGGAUCUGGCGUCCGCCGUCUCUCCAGCGAACAUCAUCGCCUCGCUCGUGAACUCUCACAAAGACUCGGACCCAGUCAACACGAAGCUCGACUAUUCACAGUACCAGGAGACUGUGGCGCUCGUGUCCAAGAAGGAGGACGCUAAUAGUGUCCAGCAGUUUUACGACCUGCUGACAGGUUCCAUGACCGUGAUAAGAAAAUGGGCAGAGAGCAUCCCAGCGUUCGCCGCCUUCUGUAAGGAGGACCAGGACUUGCUCCUCGAGUCGGCCUUUGUCGAGCUCUUCAUACUGCGGCUGGCUUACAGAUCGAACCCGGAGACAAACAAGCUGAUCUUCUGCAACGGCGUGGUUCUCCAUCGCCUGCAGUGCGUGCGGGCGUUCGGCGAGUGGAUCGACUCCAUCAUCGAGUUUUCUCAAAAUUUACAUCGCAUGAACCUGGACGUGGCGUCGUUCUCCUGUCUCGCUGCACUCGUCAUCAUUACAGAUCGUCAUGGCCUGAAGGAACCUAAGCGAGUGGAGGAUUUCCAGAACCACCUGAUCACGAACCUGAAAGACCACUUCAUCACGAGCGCCAUAGAAGCAUCGCGUCCCAACUACCUGUCCCGACUGCUGGGGAAACUGCCCGAGCUCAGGACUCUGUGCACUCAGGGUCUCCAGCGCAUCUUCUACCUGAAGCUGGAGGACCUCGUCCCACCGCCGCCCAUCGUGGAGAAGAUCUUCAUGGAUACUCUGCCCUUCUGAAUCGGACCGGGAUUGUAUAUGCAUAUGUUAAAAAAUGAGACGUGACGGAGGCGGAGCAGAACUGUAAAUCAGUGGACGAUGUAACGUGGUGUGUUCUGCGUUCUUGAUGAUGUUCCUGUUCACCGGUGGACGCUGGUCUGGUUUUAAACAUCACACAUGCAAAAAGACUUUAUGAAGUGACCUUGUUGGAACAUUUUAGAAGAUUUUAAAGCAAAAAACAGGAUCAAGUGUCCCUACAUUUCAACAACCACACUGUUUAAAAUACAAGAUUGGACGAAUACUCAGAGUACAUGGUGCGUGAACACAAAAGUAUCUUCCCUUCGGUUAUGGGAUUAUGGGCAGUAUUACCGGUCAGCAGCAAGGUGCUUCAAACUAACACCAGUAUAUUAUGAAGAGCUAAAUGGACAUGGACCAAAUCCUGAUAUUGUUUACGUGGCUGCACAAAAUCAUAUCAUACAAAACAGAGCCUUAAUUAAUCAUAUCCAAAUACACCUGAGUCAUGAAAUGACUGCUGAAUAUAUGAGGGUUCUUCAAAAAGUUUCCUCACUGUUUUUUAACUCUAUUUAUUUAGAAUUUCAAAAACAAACUCCAUCACUUUUCUACAGUCACCUUCCAAUGCAUUUUUCCAGCAUCGUACCGACUUUUUUAUGCCGUGUGUAGCCACUGAUGCGGCGCUGCUUUCACAUUAUCAUCACAUGGAAAUCUUCCUCCCCUUAAAGCUUCUUUGAGCGUCCAAAAAGGUGGAAAUCCAGACUAUAUGCAUCUCUCGGUCUCUCAGACACGACCGGUUACUCCUCCUCCACCCUCACUGCUUAUAACCAAAAUAUAAAAGUGUGGAAACUUUUUGAAGACCCUCGUAUAUAUACAUGUUGAUUAGAUCAGUGGUCCCCAACCACCGGGCCGCGGACUGGUACCGGUCCUUGGGUCAUUAAUUACCGGGCUGCACAGAAAUAAUAAAUAAUUAGAGAUCACUAGAAAAGCAGUUUUCACUGCUCAUAUUUCGGGUGUUAUUGUCUCAUAUCACCACUAGGUGGGAGCGUCUCGUUGCAGCUAAAAAAACCCUAAUUUUACAUAGUUUGUGAGCAAUAUUAUUAAAUCCUCCCGCUCCCGCCAGUCUGUAAGAUUAUAUCUUAUAUGAAACCGGUCCGUGGUGUAAAAAAGGUUGGGGAGUGCUGGCUUAGAUAAAAGCACACCUUCUAUAUAUUCUUUGGUUUGAAAACCAAGUCAUUGUGCAUACAGAGUAUGCCAAGCUAUGAUUGAAUAUAUAAAUCAAGAAGUGUACACACUGCCAUCGAGUCAUAUUUUAAAGAUCGUGUUUCGCGCCCCUUGCCCACGUUUGAGUAUUACCACUGACUGAAGAAUCUGAGUACCAGCCCGACUUCAGCACACACCCGUGUGUACGUACUGUAUGUAUAGAGAUGGAUAGAUACAGAUAUAUUUUGUAGCUGACGAGCCUGGGCAUUACGGUGUUUUUUUGAUAAUAUUUUUGAUAUGGUUAGAUUUACAGUAAGUUUGUUGUUUGUUACUAAUGUUGUUCAUUAAAAAUCAAAAACUAACAA
Messenger RNA from Trichomycterus rosablanca, 3343 nucleotides. RefSeq names its product nuclear receptor subfamily 4, group A, member 1 (gene nr4a1). The transcript is spliced from 7 exons. Gene Ontology annotation, cellular component: transcription regulator complex; nucleus. The record is from RefSeq and is a predicted model, not a curated record. Gene Ontology annotation, biological process: cellular response to corticotropin-releasing hormone stimulus; regulation of transcription by RNA polymerase II. Gene Ontology annotation, molecular function: nuclear glucocorticoid receptor binding; nuclear receptor activity; RNA polymerase II cis-regulatory region sequence-specific DNA binding. NCBI's taxonomy places the organism in Eukaryota, Metazoa, Chordata, Actinopteri, Siluriformes, Trichomycteridae. The coding region runs from base 90 to 1784 and encodes 564 amino acids.